Messenger RNA from Triplophysa rosa, 3565 nucleotides. RefSeq lists its product as uncharacterized. Gene Ontology annotation, molecular function: monocarboxylic acid transmembrane transporter activity. The coding region runs from base 466 to 1854 and encodes 462 amino acids. The record is from RefSeq and is a predicted model, not a curated record. Lineage: Eukaryota; Metazoa; Chordata; Actinopteri; Cypriniformes; Nemacheilidae. Gene Ontology annotation, biological process: transmembrane transport; monocarboxylic acid transport. The transcript has 5 exons.
CUGUCCAGAGUACAAAUGUGUUUGCAAAACAGGAGUAAGCACAUGUAUGCACAGGUCCAGAGAUCAGCUGCAUGUUUAAGUGGCCUGAUCAAAUGUGAGAGUCGGGCAGCCAAGUAAACCUGAAUAAAUGUAUUUAUUUGUUUGUUUCUAUUUUAGUGUAGCUUAAAAUGUAUUGUAGCUUAUCAGCUUCUUUGACCAUAACUUUACCUUAACUCUUUCUAAGCAAGUUACCUCCCACUGUCGGCUUCUCUGUGUUGACCUUUGUAUCUGUGCGAAGAAUGGAUAUGCAGUGUCAGAGUGGACAAGUCUGUAAGAGAUGUGAAACAGAAUGUGUUUCAAAUCAGAAGACCAUGUCAUCUCAUCUCAGUGGAUGCUCUUCAUUAAUGAGGAGUCUCUUCAACCUCCAGAUACCAUAAGAGGGUCACCAAUCAUUCUUUGAACGCUAACCUCCUAUCUCAUCUUCAAAUGGAGAUCCAAGGCAGAAGGCGAACUGUGCGCCCAGCAGGUCCCCCUGAUGGAGGCUAUGGCUGGUUUAUUGUGCUCUCCACCUUCCUUGUCUUUGGGCUAACAUUUGGUGUAAUCAAAUCCUUUGGUGUGUUCUUCGUAGAGAUCCAACACUACUUUGCUACCACGGCGACUGCUAGCUCAUGGAUCACAUCCAUUACUGUGGCAACUGUACAUUUUGGAGCACCCGUAGGCUCUGCGUUGAGCGCGUACUUCAGUCCCCGGCGCGUGGUGAUAGUGGGUGGUCUGCUGAGCAGCGUUGGGAUGGUGGCAGGGUCACACGCCCAGGAUCUGCUACAGCUGUACAUCACUGUGGGGUUUCUUACAGGAUUUGGCUAUGCCCUGACCUGGACCCCGACUGUCACCAUGCUGGGCUGGUACUUUGAAAAGCGCCGGCCUGUGGCCAACGCUCUAGCCAGCGCAGGAGAAUGCAUUCUGACCUUCAUCCUAACUCCAUCAUUCCAGUUCCUUGUUGACCAGUAUUCAUGGAGGGGAGCGAUGCUGAUCCUGGGAGCUCUACAGCUCAACCUUUGUUUGUGUGGAGCUCUACUGAGACCUCUCGACAGCCACGUUCCUCCUAAAGAGCUCACGGCAGAGGAGAAAGUGCUGUCUCAAGCUCACACAAGCUCUAAAGAAUUUACAAACGACAAACCAGACUCAAAACGACACCUAAAGACAAAAAUCAUCCGUUACGUGGACUACACCCUCAUUGCUAAUGUUCGCUUCAUGGUCUACUCGAUGUUUGGUGUCUUCGCCGCUCUCGGCUUCUUUGCUCCGUCACUGUUCCUGGUACCUUACGCCCGUAGCAAGGGAGUGGAGGAGUACCAAGCGGCCGCCCUCAUGUCCAUCUCUGCCGCCCUGGACCUCUUGGGUCGGUUGCUGUUUGGGUGGGUGGCUAAUCUGCGUUUGGUGGAGACAAUACAUCAGUUGUUGGUCACUGUGUUGAUGCUGGGCGUUGUUCUGCUGCUCUGCCCGCUAGCGGCCACCUUCACCCACCUAGCGCUCUUCAGUGCUGGCUAUGGAUUGGUGUUUGGAGCAACCGUGGCCAUUCACAUCACCGUACUUGCAGAAGUAGUUGGGGUGGAAAAGUUGGGAAGUGCUUUGGGUUUCUUCAUGCUCAUCCGUAGCAGUGGUGGCCUACUUGGACCACCGUUGGCAGGAAUCUUCAUUGAUGAAAUGAAUGACUAUAGCGCUGGAUUCCUAAUGGCGGGAGUGGCUCUUAUCGUCUCUGCCCUCUUUCUGCUUCUGCUGCAUCAAAUGAACAAGAAAGGGAAGCAUAAGGAAAGUGACAUUCCCUUGGAGAACGAGACUGAGAACGUGGAAAAGUGCAAUUCUGAAUUUAAAAAGUAAGAGGAGUUGUUGAGGCAGGGGGUUUUAAAUUCACUAUUGUGCAGUAUGAUGCAUGCAUGCUCCAGCACUCACGUUGUCAUGGUAAUGGUACCAUUAGAAAGUCAAUUGACAAUCUGUCCAUCAACUCUCACUCUUGAUGACUUUGAGUAACUAGAGCGUUCUCACAAGAAUGAACUUUUUGAUGGAUUAUGGGAAGUCUUCUCAAUGUGGCUAUAUAAUGAUGCCAUUGCAUGCAAUCAUAUUUCAUCAGAUCUAUCGCUGCGGUAAGUCAAAAAAAGGGACAGUGCCCUAAUGGAUUAAUGGAAGCUGACUCAGGGUUUAACCGCUGCUAAAUAUGAUGCAUUCAAUCACAGUAGCGGCUGAAAUUACUUAUCUAUAGCACCAUUAUGAAGCUGCAGGCAUUUUAUAGUGUCUUUUGGUUUUUCUAUCUAAAAUUGCACAAAAUCAAAUCUAAUUUGUUUUUGAGAUGUGUUUUGGAUAAACGUCCUAGCCGUGUGUCCUGAGGUCAAAGUAACACUAGCUACAGAAAACAUUCUCAAUGAUCUCCAUCUACUGGUGAUAACAGGGCAAUGCAGGUUGGAGGACUAAAACGGUUAUGAGCAGAGCUGGAAAUGGGGGGAAACGCAGGGGGGACAGAGUCCAAGGAGUGAAUUUAAGAAUUUCUUUUAUCGAUGACAUGGCCUCUAAAUGCAAUGCACAUUUCAUACAUAAAUAUAGUGGAAUAUAUAUAUGUUCCCAAUUUGAGUACUCCCAGUGAAUCUCUGCCAUUUCCACCACUAGUUAUAAGUCAUUUUAUUUUUAUAAGUGAAGAAAAAAAUCAAUAGCAUAAAACAAGAAAUGGGUAUAUUAGACUGAACUGUACGUUUUGUAAAACAUCAGACUUUCUUAAAUAAUAAUCUAUCGAAGAUAAACAUGUUUCCUCAGCAUUGUGCAUUUACCACAUCUUCCUAAGACAGACAACCACAUGAUUUUAUAAAGAUAUUGAGAUGAUGCUUUUGAGAUAGCAAAACGUUCAUAUGUUCAUCUUUCCCCUUUCAUACUGUGUGAUGUGAAUUUUCAAAGAUAAAUCUAUCUAGGAUAUCAAAGCAUAUUUCUGAUCCAGUCUUCUCUGGAAGCAAUAUCUCCUCCCAGCAUCUGCACUUUGAUGUUGUUGUAUGCAUGCUGGUCUGGAUCCUGCUAGAGACGUGACUUUCCAUAUGGGAUAUGCAUGUUACUUCCAAUAAAUCUCAAAAAGCAAACAUUCCACAAGACAAAGAGAGCGUUUUUGUAAACAUAAUAAAUUAAUCUCCUGCUUAUCUUGUCCAUAUGUAUUUGACAACAAAACACAAGCACAAAAACACAUGUGCAUAUACAGUAAUACCAUCAAAAGAGGCCUUUUAAGCCAUCAAAUGAGGGGUGUGAAAUCAAAGCUUCAAUCUGUCUGUACCCCAUUUAAGUCCUCCAGAAUCACAACAUGGGGACAACACAUGUUAUAGCUUCAAUACCUAAUCUAUGAAAUAUCAGGAUAAUGGGUUGACUACUGAGGGAUUGUCUGACAUGACAUGAUGGGUUUCAGAUUGUUUUGGAUUAUUGUAUGGUCUGUCUUUUAUAUGAGGGAAUACAUGUUUUUGCUACAUAAAUAAAAUUAUAUAGGUAUGCUUUUACACUUUUAAGUAUAAUUAUUAAAAGACCAAAUAUGUGAAUACUGUGUUUUCUAUGUAAACAAAAUAAU